This is a messenger RNA of Penicillium cosmopolitanum, 234 nucleotides long. RefSeq lists its product as uncharacterized. NCBI's taxonomy places the organism in Eukaryota, Fungi, Ascomycota, Eurotiomycetes, Eurotiales, Aspergillaceae. The transcript has 2 exons. The coding region runs from base 1 to 234 and encodes 77 amino acids. The record is from RefSeq and is a predicted model, not a curated record.
AUGAGACAGGAUGACUCAACACCCGCUGGUGCUAGUGCUGGUACCGGUACAUACCCACACACCAAAACACUGCCCAAAAUGUACCAAAAUGUAUGCAUUAUAACCCCACCAAGCGGACCCGCCAAGAAAAUGCGAUUGCAGCUUUGCACUUUUUCACCUUUCGGUUUCUGUCUUCAUAACGGAGCUGGUAUCUCGCUUUACGUUUGCUUUGAUCACUUCCUAAACUUCGCUUAG